Messenger RNA from Mesocricetus auratus (golden hamster), 2306 nucleotides. Its product is annotated as interferon-induced protein with tetratricopeptide repeats 1. Gene Ontology annotation, molecular function: RNA binding; protein binding. Gene Ontology annotation, cellular component: cytosol. Gene Ontology annotation, biological process: defense response to virus. The transcript is spliced from 3 exons. Bases 238 to 1704 code for a protein of 488 amino acids. The record is from RefSeq and is a predicted model, not a curated record. Lineage: Eukaryota; Metazoa; Chordata; Mammalia; Rodentia; Cricetidae.
GCUCACAGAACUGCUUCCCAGCCUUUAUAUGAGUCCAGGCAGUGAGAAAGUCCCCCAGAUAGCAGAGCUUCAAGGUGGGAUUCUGAGGAGCCCUAUCCUGUUGAAAACCCAGUCAACUGCUACCACCUUCACAGCAACCAUGGGGUUGGGGGAGACUCUGGCCAUAAAGAUCACCUAGACUAUUGGUCAUCUCAGGUCCUGCUGUGAAGCUUAGUAUUUUCUGGCUCUACAGACAGAAUGAUCACCAAAGUGGCCUCUAUUUCAAAACUUCUGGAUAGAAAAACAAGCCAUACAUUUCUCCUAUUGAAGAGACCUUCAGACCAUGCUGGUGAUGCCCAGGUGGAGGAGAAGCUGCUUCAGCUGAGAUGCCACUUCACAUGGGGACUGCUGAUUGAAGACAUUGACAUACCUGAUCUGGAAAUGAGAAUCUGGGAGGAGCUUGAGUUCCUAGACAUCAAUAACCCAGUGCGGAUGCACAACCUGCUGGCCUACGUGAGGCACCUGAAAGGCCAGCAUGAGGAAGCCCUGCAGAGCUUGAAAGAAGCAGAAGCCUUGACCCAGAGGGAGCAGCUGGACAAGAGAAGCCUGGUGACCUGGGGCAACUGUGCCUGGGUGCAUUACCACAGGGGCAGCUUGGCAGAAGCCCGGACCUACCUGGACAAGGUGGAGAACACUUGCAAAGAAUUUGCAAGCCCCUUCCGCUACAGGAUGGAGUGUGCCGAGAUGGACUGUGAGGAAGGCUGGGCCUUGCUGAAGUGUGGAGGACAGAAUUAUAGACGAGCCAUGGCCUGCUUUGCAAAGGCUCUGGAAGUGGAUCCUGAAAACCCUGAAUACAACACUGGCUAUGCUGUUGCAACCUAUCGUGUAGACUUUGAUGAGGACUGUAUUUCUCUGGAACCCCUCAGGAAGGCUGUCAGGUUAAAUCCAGGAGAUCCGUAUCUAAAAGUUUAUCUUGCCCUGAAGCUUCAGGAUGGGGGAGAAACAGCUGAAGCAGAAACACACAUUAGAGAAGCUCUCAGCAGCACAUCCUGCCAAACCUACGUCUUUCGCUAUGCAGCCAAGUAUUACCGAAGGAAAGGCUGCAUAGACAAAGCUCUAGAUCUCCUACACAGGGCCUUGCAGGCAUCACCUGAUUCUGCCUAUCUGCAUUACCAAAUAGGGCUGUGCUACAGGCAACAAAUGAUCCAAAUGAAGACAUCCAGAAACAGGCAGCUCAGAAGGCAGGAAAACUGGCAGGAAUUGGCACAACAGGCCAUUUGUGAAUUUCAAAGGACUGUGGAACUGAAAUCCACAUUUGAGAUGGCAUAUAUUUGCAUGGCUCAAGUGCAGGCAGAUAUUCACCAAUACGAAGAAGCAGAGGCAAAUUUCCAGAAGGUUCUGAACAUGACUCACAGUGAUUAUCACAUAGAGCAGGAUGUGCAUUUCCGCUAUGGCUGUUACCAGCAAUUUCAUCAGAAAUCAGAAGACAAGGCGAUCACCCACUAUUUGAAAGGUUUAAAGAUGGGAGAAAAGACCUUUGUCUGGAGGAAACUUCUCACAGCUUUGGAGAAAGUGGCUGAAAGACGUGCUGACCAAAAUGUUCUACCUGUGGAGAGCAUUGGCCUCCUUGGGUUAGUCCACAAACUGAGAGGGAACAUGCAGGAGGCUCUGCUGUGCUAUGAGAGGGCCCUGAGGCUCACUGGGGCAGUGAACCCUGAGUUUUGAAUGCAGCUGUACUCUGUGAAGUUGAUGUAGUCAUCACUGAGGGUUGCUGCUCUCCUUCCUGAAGCUGUCUCCAGAACUGCAUAGCUUGCUGAAAUGCCAAGUUCCUAAUGCAUUUGCUCCUGCCACCUCUUUCUCACCACUCAUUGUGGUUGUUAGAUCUAGAAGGAAUGUCCAUCCCCACAAGUCCUGUUCACUUAAUGACCAAGACCGAUUUCUGCUUUGAGCUGAGUGAUCACAGAUCCCUUUUCCUUAUGUCUGUAACUUUUACCCUCUGCCUGCCAAUGUCCUGGACAAAGAUGUUUUCUCUAAGAUUUCUUUUUUAGGUCAUCAGAAUCUCUUACUACAGUAUAAUUUCAGAGCACAAUAUUUAUCAACGGAGAGAGUUUGAAUGCAGGAGAUGUUUUACCUUACUGAUAAAUUAUUCACAGUAAUAUGAAUCUUAAAUUUGGGCAAUGUAAAUAAAGCAAAGGAAACUUUCUGGGACCUUAUAGACUGAGGAAGACUAAGCUUUUUCCAAAUUAUCUGUGUCACUGAUAAUGUUUUUGUAUAUUAUGCUUUUAUCCUCUCCUAAAAUAUAUUCAAUAAAAUUCUUGGAAAUCAAA